Messenger RNA from Pelmatolapia mariae (spotted tilapia), 5306 nucleotides. It is a transcript of the gene cers1, whose product is annotated as ceramide synthase 1. Gene Ontology annotation, biological process: ceramide biosynthetic process. The record is from RefSeq and is a predicted model, not a curated record. The transcript is spliced from 7 exons. Gene Ontology annotation, cellular component: membrane. Gene Ontology annotation, molecular function: sphingosine N-acyltransferase activity. NCBI's taxonomy places the organism in Eukaryota, Metazoa, Chordata, Actinopteri, Cichliformes, Cichlidae. Bases 835 to 1917 code for a protein of 360 amino acids.
CGCGGCUCAAACCCUCGGACACGAUCAGCAGCCAGACGACGAGGAGGAGAAUAGGAGGAGGCGACGGGGCUCCUGGUGGGAUGAGAACAUCCUCAUUCAUCCGUUUUUUGAAGCUGGAAUAACUUGUGUUCGUCUGAGACUCGGCCGUGUGACGGGAACCUGCAGGUUAAACUCAGGAGACGUUAUAUAAGGCGAAUAACGGACCCCGAUGAGAGCGCGCGUGUGACAGCGCAGCAGGGUUUGCCACCAUCACCGGAGAAGCGACAGAAGCUUCGGACCUCUUUUUUCAUCCCCCUCCCUCUGUGUUUGUGCGCUCAAAGGCGAUAAAUGCUAAUUCAUUCAAGUCGCUAGCUAGCUUGGAAGCCCCUGCCAAUGCUGCUCCAUUCACUGCGGUGUGCGUUGCGAUUUCAUUUAGCUAGGCGGCUAACCGGGGCGCAGAUGAGCUGAGUGCGUAGCGGAAUGAUUAACAGAAGAAACCUCCUCCAGACUGCCGCUGAUGGCUCAGAUUAAUUGUCUAUACUGGCUUCGUAAUUUUUCUGCGUGAUUCUCAGAUCCAGCCGCGCAGUCCGCCGUGUCCGCUCUCAUACCUGGCGGGGGCCCUGUAUCAUUCAUAAACUGUCCUGGACGCAAAAGAAUGGGCCCCGGUCUUAAUUUGGAAAACAAAGAAUUAGGCUACUGAAGAGGUUAAGCUGGUUAGAGAGGCUUGCUCUGGCUUCUUUUUUUAAGCACAGCUAGCAAGCUGUUUAACCAGUCAGUCGCCGAGUCUGGACCGUACUGCUCGCUGGUGUCUUUGCCCAUAUUUUUCUUGCGUGCUGGUUUUUGCGCCUCACCACAAUGGGUAGUCUUGCCGGGAGCGCCGGGGCGGUUGAAGUGGAGCCCAUGCCGGGCUACAUAGAGUUCAUCACCAGAUCCACCAUCGUCAUGCUGGACGCAUGGAGAGACUGUAGCAGCUGCGGUCUGGAGCUCAGCAAACGGACUUUCCUGGAUAACGCUUACAUUACCUGGACCGAAAUCGCCCUGUUUUUCUUUUGCGCCUAUUUGUGGACGAAGGUCAGGAGGGGACUGACAGAAAGUCUGUUUAAGCCUCUCGGACAGUGGUGUAGGCUGCUGCCCAAAGAUGCUGCCAAGAUGCCAGAGAGCGCGUGGAAGCUGGUCUUCUACACCAUGUCCUGGUCCUACAGCACCUACCUGCUCUUCUUCACCUCCUACUCCUAUUUCCAUGACCCGCCCUCUGUUUUCUACGACUGGAAGAGCGGUAUGUCAGUGCCUACAGACAUCGCCAUCGCCUACCUGAUCCAGGGCAGCUUCUACGGCCACUCCAUUUAUGCUACCAUCUAUAUGGACGCAUGGAGGAAGGACUCUGCUGUCAUGGUGGUGCACCACAUCAUCACGCUGGCGCUCAUCAGCUUCUCCUACGCAUUCAGAUACCACAACAUCGGGAUUCUAGUGUUAUUCCUGCACGACAUCAACGACAUCCAGCUGGAGUUCACCAAGCUCAACGUCUACCUGAAGUCCAGAGGAGGAGGCUAUUACCUGCUAAACGACGUGCUGUCCAACUUGGGCUCCGUCAGCUUCAGCAUCACUUGGUUCUGGUUCCGUCUGUACUGGUUCCCCCUCAAAGUCAUGUAUGCCACAUGUGUGUCCAGCCUCCAGUCCGUCCCCCACAUCCCCUUUUACUUCUUCUUCAAUGCGCUUCUCUUCGCCCUGCUUCUCAUGAACAUCUACUGGUUCUUGUUCAUUGUGAUGUUUGUAGUGAAGCUGUUGAAAGUAAAGGAGGUGAACGAUGUUAGGGAGUACGAGGACGAGGACAGCAGGAAGGAGCCUCUGGCAGAAAACAGCACUGAUGAUGCUGGACAUCACAACUCUGCACAGGGGAAACACGUGCAGAACGGGAUCACAAAGGAGAAGCAUUUAUAACAGGCCCUCCAUCGCCACCACCUGGCACUAGGCUGCUGGUACAUGCACGACAAAGACGCCCUCCUUCAACGUGGAGCAUGUUUUAAAGGCAGAGCAUCUUGAAAGGGAAACAUCGAGUCUGAUGACUUUUUACUCUCUGUAUUUGUUUUUAGAACAUUUCAAAUCAUCGCUGUCAUUUUGUUUCCAGAUUGGUUUAAUUGGAGCACUGUGAAUGUUAUUUCAGCCGACUUUUUGUCUUACUCUUGUUAACUUUACAUUUGACAGAUUCAGUAGAAGCGAGCGGUCUGAAUGAGAGUUGGACUGUGAUUGUCGCGUACAGUUGUGCAGGGCCUAUUGCACCCUGCACAGCACCGCAGCGCCCAGGCGAGGAAAGGUUUCGGCCUGUAAAUGGUUCUGUAGACAUUUAGAUAUUUAGUAAUUCCUAAUGAAUCGCUUCCUCCGUCUUACACCUCCGCCCGUCCUCUCUGACCUAUGAUAUGAGGAGGAAGGGCAAAAAACAAACAGCGUGGUGGUGUGAGAAAGCCUGCCUGGCCUUAUGGCCGCUUCACCACAUGUAUUGAUUUUCAUAUCAUCGCACAAGUCGGUGGCUGGGACCAGGCGGCUCUCGUUGCCUGCUUUCAAUUAGCUUGAUUUCAAAAAACCAGGCUGUGUGUGUGUGUGCGUGUGUGGAAAGUGGAUGUUUUUUAAUCUUUUGUUUCUCUUGUACUGACCAUCGCAGGCAUUAGGAAUAUCCACCUGUCAUUCCUGUACGGAAAGUUUAUUUGCUUUGUUUUUUAAAUUAUUUGUUCCCGUGUGUGUGUGUCUGUGUGUGUGUGUCGCAGAGCAUCUGUCGCUGACAUGAAGGCGUACAAGCUGAUUGCUGGUUUAAUGACUGCAAAUAGCUGGACUUGAUUGACUGGGUUUCAGAAUCAAAAGAUUUCAGGUGGUGGCGGCUAAAAAAAAAAAAGGAGCCAGUAAUAAUCAUGGAAAGACUGAAUGAUGAAAAACAAAACGUUAUGUAUGCGCAGAUUAUGGAAUUCAGAAAUGCAUGACAUCGGAAUGAUUUUGGAACUGCUAUGAAAUGAUCACGAAACAUCCUACAGCUGUGUAAUCAUGAAGUUUUUACUAACUCGUCCUAAAAGGGAUCUGUUUGUUUUCUUUGUGUUUUUUUGGCGCAGCGAGGCCACAGAACACACAAAUAUCCCAGAAACGUUUCCCCCAGCCUAAGGGAAGAUUUUUCUAUGAUUUGUAAUUUGAGCAUAUUAAUAACUUGAACUCGAGUGAAAGGGAACCGUUCCCUGAGUUUUCCCUCGCUGGUUUCCAGCUCGUACUUUAGUGGGAACGGCCGCUGUAGAAAAUAAGGGAUAUUUCUGUUUUUCCACCUUCUCGAUCAAAUUCAAGCGCUUGUUUGGAUGAACAGCAUGCUUGUGCUGCUGGAGCAGGCUGCAGAUGUCGUCUGUCCCUACGAGACGAUCCGCUUUGCUUUGUGUGUCUUCCACGCUCCUCGCAUCGUGUUUGGGGGGGUUAGAGCUAACUUAUUUGCUUUUCCUUAGUAUCUGUUAGUGCAGAUUAUCUGCGUUGAUUUAUUUUAAUUUGCUGCUGUUAUGUUUCCUGAGAGAGAGCACUGUUUGUAUUUCAGAUGUGUCGCUGUUUUUCCUGCUGUGUGCGAGUCACUGAUCGUGAUCUGACAGCCCAGGUCGGAUAUUUUCAGGGACUGGGGGGGGUUUGUCCAGCUACGUGGCAAACAUCUGGAUCUAGUCUCCGACCUCUUCCAUUUAAUCUGAAUGCUGGCUUGCACUCGUUUUACUGUAGUCAUGACACAUCUGUACUGCAGGUGACACGGUUGAUCCGACAUGUUGCUGUCCUUCUGCUUCAGCUGUGAGGCGAGACUAUCCAUAGUUUGCCGAUGAGCUCAGAAUGAAGUCUGCAGUAAACCCUCAAAAAUCCACGUCCUGGAUCAGGUGUGACUCGCCCCCUAAAGCCUGACGUGGCGCUCUCAGAAAGGUCUCUCCCACCGUGUCGUACAACUGCGCUGAUGUCUGUAACUGUUCUUGGAGUGGGCAGUAUGGUUAUGCAUAACACUAGCCAAUGUGCUAACUGCUUCCACCCUGGUUACUGUCCUUCAGAACCUCAUUGUGUUUUUAAUCAGUAAGUACAAAUUCUGAAUAUUAAAAAUGAUCAUUAUGACAGAUUUCACCCAUAUCGCCCCCCCGGCUCAGAGUUGACUAAAACCAUCCUGUCAACACUGGCUUACAGCUGAGGUCAUGUGACCUUGACCUCAUCACUCCCCAUCAGCGUACACUAAGAACAUCAGGGCGUGAUGUUAAAGUGUUUACAAACACAUCGUUAAACAGCAUAAACAGGACCGAGACGUUAGCAGCAGAGCCCGCUGUACGCUCUCACCUCAUCACCCCCAUUCCCUUAUGUUUAGGGGAGUGAUGAUAAAUUAAUGAAGGACCUCCUGUUGCAGGUGAUGAAAAGUAAAAUGAGGAUAUAUUUGGUCCCUGUAUGCAUACAGUCGCCAAAGCUUCAUAACUGACAGGGCGACCUUACUGAUGAGGUCCAAUCAGGUGUUUUUGUUGUUCAGGUAUGUUGGCUGGUUUGCAGUUACUAAAAAUGUUUUAGGGAGUGAGGACACAAAGGGUACUUUCCACAGACUCAUCAGUGUAACGGCAUCUUUGAGAAGUCACCUUAUUUAAGAGACUGCAGUAAGCGGAUUAUUACACGUUGAUCUCGGCACCUCAGCUUCGUCCUCGCCCAAUAAACAAACGACAAAAACGGCAUUCAGAUUGUUUCUGGUCAAUAUCGAAAGCUUUUUUUCCACCACUGAAAAAAAAAGGCAGGUAGAGUUAAUCAAAAUUUCAAUUGCAAAAAUAUGAAAUAAGAAAUUCAGUGGCAGAAACAAACUUUCAGAGACUGCCUCAAAGUUUUUGACCCAAAGCUUUGUCAUGAUUUGAUUGUGCCAAAAUUUCCACCCGAGCUGAUGAGGCGAGUGUCUGUGGGAGCUGGUGAGGAGCGAAGAGGAGCGCUAACAGAGCGACAGGGCCAGAAAAAGCCCUGCAGGUAUUUUUACGCAUUGCACUGUAAUUUAUUAGUAUUAUUUUUAUUGUUCAUCAGUAGCUCAAUAUUAAAAGGUGCAUUUAGCAAUUGUUACCAGUGUGACUGAAGGAUGAUUAAUUAAAUCUCUUAAUUUCAAAUGUGUUUUAACUUUGUUUUGGACCGUUGAUGCACAAAGAUGUAGAAAUGACCCCCGAGGUUUUCAGCUGAACUGAAUCUGGCCACUUUCUAAAACACGACUACUUGAUAAAAACAAACCUCAUACUUGCUUUUUUGUAAUACGAUUUUAAUACCAUUCAGCCAAUGUUAUCGUUUCUUUUUUUCUCAUUAAAUAAAACGUGGGUAAAGAACGA